UACAAAUAAAAAAAUCAACUUGGUUAUAUGUCCACCAAAAAAAUUUCGCCUCUCCAUGACUUAUUUUGGUAAUCAAGUCAAAGUAGUAUUAUUUAUAACAGUAUUUAAAUAGUUAUGAGAAUGGAGUCUAUAAACGAAACAACUUUUCAAGAGUGUGCUGAUACAAAUCUUAUAAAUUCAGUUAAAAAAAUUGUCUACACGAAUGUUAUUGAAACACUCGAUACAAAUGACAGAUAUUUAAUAAUUACGAAUGAAAACGAGCAACACACCGCCUAUGACUCAGGAACAUCAGCAAUCAUAGAUCCAUCGCAUAGUAAUUCUGCAGAGCAAUCAAACUCAUUGACGUCUCUGCAAGAUUUAUGCCGUGUAUGCGCCAACACCAACAGUCACAUGGUUCCGAUAUUCCAAGGCGAAGGAGUGCAGCACGAUUUAAUAAAUAAAAUAAUUAAAUAUUUGCCAAUUAAUGUCACCGAAAAUGACACUUUGCCUCUGCAAUUAUGUUACAAUUGCGCGGCAACUUUGAUUGCUUGGCAUUCUCUGCUAGAGGGAUGUCUGGAUGCUGAACAGAAACUUUUAGGAAUUGAAAAGCAAAUACAAAUUAACGAACAGGCGGAAAAGUCUGCUGUCAAUGAAAUGUCACAGGAAACACUAGUUGAGUCCACAGCAAGUGUAGAAAACAAAAUAAUUGAAAAUUUAGAACAAGGAAAAGAAAGAGGCCAUGAGGAAUCUCGACCACCCAAUGAAGAAAGGUGCCCGGUUAUACAAACCAGAAGUAUUACCUCAAGACAAAUAGAAAUAUCUCCAAUGACAAGCAGUCUUACGAGCAACAAGUCUGAAGAAUUAUCAAGGCAUAUGGCUGAGCAAAUUUAUCAUCAUGAAUCUGAUGAUCUUUCAGAAGAUAAUGAAGACGCUUAUGGUAGUAUCGAUGAAACAAAACCAGAUAAUGAAGAGAAUGAUAAAGUUUCCAAUGAAUCUUCUGACGAAAUGGAACUAAGUGCUGAAGAAAAAGGAAAUACAAAAAAUAAAAUUUUUAAGUCAAGACGUAGAUCACACACAAAGCGAACACGUCCUCGUUGUUAUCCCUGUAUGUACUGCGAUUUUAAAGUGAAUAAAAAAAAAUUAUUGCAAGCACACAUGGUAGAUAUUCAUCCAGACGUACCAAUGGACGAUUUAAUAAAGAAGCCAUCGUGUAUUGACAAAAAAAUGAUUGAAGACGCUCGUAUGGAAGUAGACGGGGUGUCUUAUUACCACUGUAAAGACUGCGGCAAAAAUCUUUUUUCGCCUUACACAUUUUUCUGGCACAAACGAAUUCAUACUGGGGAACGCCCGUUCACUUGCCACCUCUGCGGUAAACAAUUUCGGGUGAAUCAAGGGCUCGCACGACAUUUACAUGAAACACACGAGGGAAUCAAGAAUUUUUCAUGUGACAUUUGCAGCAGAACAUUCGCCACCAAACGGACACUUGAUGAUCACCGGCGUAUACAUACCGGCGAACGGCCGUAUGUUUGCAAUAGAUGUGGGAAAACUUUUAAACAAAAAGCAUCGCUGUUUGUUCACAAUCGUACUCACAGUGAUGUAUUCCCAUUCAAGUGUAUACACUGCGAUCAAUCAUUUCGCACACGUCCAACACUUAUGGUCCACAUCACCAAGCAUACUGGCGAGAAGCCUCACAUUUGUGAUAUUUGUAAUAGACCUUUCAGAAUAAAAUAUGAAUUAAAACGACAUAAACUUGUUCAUUCGGAUGACAAACCCUGGCAGUGUUCUGAUUGUGGAUUAUCAUUUCGUCAAAAGCGUUAUUUAGUUAAUCAUAGACGUACAAAUCAUGGAUGAAUCAGCUGUAAUGGAAAAAUAACUACAGAUAAAUAUUAUUUCAGGUCUCCCAGUGGUAGCCAACGAUUGCGAAUCAAGAAGAAACGAACUACAAGUGGACAACGAACUACUCAACAAAAUACUCUGAUAUCAAAGUCAUUAAUAAUAAUCGACGGAGUAAAUUACUACAAGUGCUUAGAUUGUAAUAAAAUAUUAUCAACUGUUUAUAACUUUUUGACACAUCAAAAUAUUCAUUCGGAAGAUACUCCGUAUGUAUGCAAAUCAUGUGGAAAAGGUUUUAACGCUUUGUCUGGAUUGAAUAGACAUAAAAAAUUAAUCCAUGGUACUAAUAAAAAAUAUCCAUGUGGUCAGUGUGAUCGUAAAUUUUCUUCAAAAGUUACUCGCGAUGAACAUCGACGUACUCAUUUAGACGAGCGCCCAUUUGCCUGUCAACUUUGCGGGAAAGCCUUCAAGCAAAAAUCAUCUUUGCACAGUCAUAAAAAAUUCCACCAGACUCUGACAGUACCUAUACACAAGUGUCCGCAUUGCGACCGUGUAUUUCCACGUCGUCAAGAGCUAGAUAAACAUAUUUUAGUUCAUACUAAAGAAAGACCUUAUUCUUGUAGUAUUUGUGGAAAAAAAUUCCGUACAAGUGGAUGCGUUAGUCGUCACAAACGGACACAUGUUACGGAAAAAAAUAACGAAUGUGAUAUUUGCGGAUCACGAUUUAGUCAAGAGCGAUAUUUAAAAAAUCACCAUCGGCAUAAACAUAAAACACCAACAGUGACAGCAAGUGAGGAUUUACCAUUUAGAAAUAAUCGAUACGAAUAUGAGAAAGCUCGCAAAACACGAGUAUUAACUCUUACUGAAGAUAAAAAGUCGGAAGUCAAAAAAAAUAUUAAUUUAAGUAAUUCAAAAACUCGAGUUUGUAAAUCAGUAACAAAAAAUAUUUCAAUUAAUUCUUCAAAUAAAAAAGAUUGUAAGGACAAGGAAAAAGCUUUGACUUGUCACGUUUGCGGCAAACAUUUUAAAAUAGCGGGUAGUUUUUACUAUCAUAUAAAACACGUGCAUGGAGGUGUCAAAAAUCACUCGUGUGAUUUAUGUAGCAAGUCAUUUGCUAUGAAAAAUACUCUGGAUGAUCACCGCAGAAUUCAUACAGGCGAGCGACCGUACGUUUGUGAUUUAUGUAGCAAGACUUUUAAAGCAAAAGCGUCGUUGUAUAUACACAGAAAAAUUCAUACUAAUAAUUAUCCUUACAAAUGUAAUUAUUGUAAAAAAUCUUUUCGGUGGCGUCAGCAGCUACUGGGUCACUUGACGAUUCACACUGGAGAGAAAAAUCACACGUGUGAAUUUUGUGGAAAAUCAUUUGGAGUCAAGUACGAUUUGACAAGACACAAACGAAUUCAUACGAAUGAAAAACCUUUUGUUUGUGGUCAUUGUGGGAGUAGUUUUGGACAAAAACGAUAUUUAGUUAAUCAUGAGCGUGUUAAACAUCAAUAGACAUUAGUUUAUUACUGACAUUAUUUAAAUACUGCAUCUAUAUGUAUUUUUAUU
This is a messenger RNA of Microplitis demolitor, 3363 nucleotides long. RefSeq names its product zinc finger protein 567. Gene Ontology annotation, biological process: regulation of transcription by RNA polymerase II. The record is from RefSeq and is a predicted model, not a curated record. NCBI's taxonomy places the organism in Eukaryota, Metazoa, Arthropoda, Insecta, Hymenoptera, Braconidae. Gene Ontology annotation, molecular function: DNA-binding transcription activator activity, RNA polymerase II-specific; RNA polymerase II cis-regulatory region sequence-specific DNA binding; zinc ion binding. Gene Ontology annotation, cellular component: nucleus.